Pteropus alecto (black flying fox) is the source of this 11208-nucleotide messenger RNA. RefSeq names its product additional sex combs like 3, transcriptional regulator (gene ASXL3). The record is from RefSeq and is a predicted model, not a curated record. Gene Ontology annotation, biological process: animal organ morphogenesis; positive regulation of transcription by RNA polymerase II. Gene Ontology annotation, molecular function: chromatin binding; DNA binding; peroxisome proliferator activated receptor binding. Gene Ontology annotation, cellular component: PR-DUB complex. Lineage: Eukaryota; Metazoa; Chordata; Mammalia; Chiroptera; Pteropodidae. The transcript is spliced from 11 exons. The coding region runs from base 22 to 6684 and encodes 2220 amino acids.
GAAAAACACCCCAACUCACCAAUGACAGCAAAGCAGAUAUUGGAAGUCAUUCAGAAAGAAGGGUUAAAAGAAACAAGUGGAACUUCUCCAUUAGCCUGUCUGAAUGCAAUGCUUCACACUAACACUCGAAUAGGGGAUGGAACAUUCUUCAAAAUCCCUGGAAAGUCAGGCCUCUAUGCUCUCAAAAAAGAGGAGUCGUCAUGCCCAGCUGAUGGGAUGCUGGAUUUAGGCUGUGAGUCUGAAUUGGAUGGCACAGAAAUGGCGGAGGCCAAUGCCAGUGAAGGAAAUGGAGUUUGUGCAAAGCAGGUAACUGAUGAAGCAUCUUCCACUCGAGAUUCAAGCCUUACUAACACAGCAGUGCAAAGCAAGUUAGUGUCUUCCUUUCAGCAACACACCAAAAAGGCUCUUAAACAGGCUUUGAGGCAGCAGCAGAAAAGAAGAAAUGGAGUCUCAAUGAUGGUAAACAAGACUGUUCCUCGCGUUGUUUUGACACCAUUAAAAGUGUCUGAUGAGCAGUCGGAUUCGCCUUCAGGAUCCGAAUCUAAAAAUGGUGAAGCAGACAGUUCAGAUAAAGAAAUGAAACAUGGGCAAAAAUCUCCCACUGGAAAACAAACAAGUCAGCACUUAAAACGAUUAAAAAAGUCUGGUUUAGGACACUUGAAAUGGACCAAAGCUGAGGACAUUGACAUAGAAACCCCAGGAUCUAUUCUUGUCAAUACUAACUUGAGGGCAUUAAUAAAUAAACAUACGUUUGCUUCCUUACCUCAGCAUUUUCAACAAUACCUCCUGCUUUUGCUCCCAGAAGUGGAUAGGCAGAUGGGAAGUGAUGGAAUUUUACGCCUCAGUACUUCAGCUCUAAAUAAUGAAUUCUUUGCAUAUGCAGCACAAGGAUGGAAGCAGCGACUGGCAGAAGGAGAGUUUACUCCAGAAAUGCAGUUGCGGAUAAGACAAGAAAUUGAGAAGGAAAAGAAAACAGAACCUUGGAAAGAAAAAUUCUUUGAAAGGUUUUAUGGAGAAAAGUUGGGCAUGUCAAGAGAGGAAUCCACGAAGCUCACUUCUGGACCAAACAAUGAUGGAGCUGAAAGUAGUUCUUCAUGUGGGACCUCUAGUCUUCCAGAUCUUUCCUCACAGACUCCCUUGGAAGGACAACAGCCAAAAAGCAUGAAAAGUCCGUCUUCUCCAGAGCCUGAUUUCUGUGCUACACUCUGUCCUAUGGUAGACGUAGGUAAAGAUGUAAUGGCAGAAUUGGAAUCAGAUGAUAUCUUGAUCCCUGAAGAAUCUGUGAUUCAGGAGGAAAUUGCAGAAGAGGUAGAGACUAGUAUCUGUGAAUGCCAAGAUGAAAAUCAUAAGACAAUACCUGAAUUUUCUGAGGAGUCUGAAAGUCUGACCACCUCUCAUGAAGAGCCCCAAAUAGCACUUCCUGAAGAUAACGUGGAAUCCUGUGUUAUGAUGAAUGAUGUUUUAGAAACUUUGCAUCAUAUUGAAGUCAAGGUGGAAGAGAAAUCAGAAUCUUCCCAGGAAGAAAUGUCGGUUGUUAUUGAUCAACUAGCAGUCUGUGACUCUCUCGUUCCUUCCACUUCAUCUGUGACUCAUGUCAGUGACACAGAACAUAAGGAGCCAGAAACUGCAAUAGAGACCAAUACUCCAAAAAUAAAAUCAGGAUCAUCUUUAGAAGGCCAAUUUCCAAGUGAAGGAAUUGCUGUAGAUAUGGAGCUACAGAGUGAGCCUGAUGAACAACUUUCUGAAAAUGUCUGCAUCUCUGACACUUCCUUCUCUUCUGAGAGCCCAGAGGAAGUGUGUACCAGCCUGACAUCCCCAGGAGGGGAAACACAAUCCACUUCAGAAGAAUCGUGUACUCCAGCCUCGCUUGAGACAACGUUUUGUUCUGAGGUGUCCAGCACUGAAAAUGCAGACAAAUAUAAUCAGAGAAAUCCCACUGAAGAAACCCUUCAUGCAUCUUUGAUGUCAGAAAUAUCUCCAGUAUCCACUUCACCUGAACUGUCAGAAGCAUCUCUAAUGUCCAAUUUACCUUUAACCUCUGAAGCAUCUCCAGUAUCAAAUUUGCCUUUAACAUCAGAAGCAUCACCCAUGUCUGAUUUACCUUUGACAUCAGAAACUUCUUCAGUGUCUUCCAUGCUUCUCACGUCUGAGACCACUUUUAUGUCCAGUAGGCCACUUCCUUCAGAAACAUCUCCAAUUUCUAAUUCUUCAAUGAAUGAAAAAAUGGGGCAUCAACAAAGAAAGUCACCUUCCAUAUCCGAAGAACCACUCUCCCCACAGAAAGAUGAAGGCUCUGUUCCUGCCAAGCUUCUGGCAGAAAGCCUUCUCUCUCAGCAGAAGACUCUAUCAAAUACUCCCGAACCCAAGAAAAUGGGUUCUUCUUCCAUGGCUCCCGAAGCAUUUUCACCUGAAGAAUUACACAAUAAAACCCUGAAUCAGCAGCCUUGUAAAUUACAUGUUGAAACUGAGAAGCCCUAUUCUGCUUCAAUUCCAGAACUUUCUUCUACAGAAAUCAUAAAAGUAAAAAAUCACAAUGUCCUGCAAAGAACAGAAAAGAAAGGGGUGUCUUCACCACUGGAAUUAUCUGUCUUUUCUGAAGAGACAGAGAGUAAAGGAAAUGAGCUUCCAUCAGCUAAAUUACAGGACAAACAAUAUGUGUCACCAGUGGAGAAGGCUUCAUUUCCAGAAGGCUCUAGAAAUAAAACACAUAAGCAAGGGAGUGCACAGAACCGCUUGGAGACCUUGCAUACUUCCAAGUUGCCAGAGCCCUCCAAGUCACCCGACGGGUUAAGAAAUGAAAGUAGAGAAUCCGAGAUAGCAAAGAGGAAGACGGCAGAGCAGCACAGCUUUGGAAUCUGCAAGGAAAAGAGGGCGAGGAUAGAAGAUGAUCAGUCGACCCGAAACGUGUUAUCUAGUAGCCCACCCGAGAAAGAGCAGCCUCCAAGAGAGGAACCCAGAGUUCCACCUCUCAAGAUCCAGCUUUCCAAAAUUGGGCCACCUUUUAUUAUCAAGAGCCAACCAGUCUCCAAACCAGAGUCUCGAGCAUCCCCUAGCACAGCUAUCAGUGGUGGAAGGAACACAGGAGCCAGAACCCUUGCAGAUAUCAAGGCCCGAGCCCAGCAAGCAAGGGCCCAGCGAGAGGCAGCAGCAGCAGCUGCUGUAGCAGCAGCAGCAAGCAUUGUCUCUGGAGCCAUGGGGAGCCCAGGAGAGGGUGGAAAGGCGAGAACCUUGGCACAUAUCAAAGAACAGACAAAGGCAAAGCUCUUUGCAAAGCAUCAAGCCCGAGCCCACCUCUUCCAAAACACUAAAGAGUCCCGGUUGCCUCCGCUUGGCUCAAAGGAAGGCCCUCCAAGCUUAGAAGUUCUUUCUACCCCUGAAACAAAAAUCGAAGGUUCAACUGGUGUCAUUAUUGUCAAUCCAAACUGCAGAUCUCCUAGCAACAAGUCUGCGCUCCUCCGGGAGGCCACCACUGUAUUACAGCAGUCUCUUAACCCGACUAAACUUCCAGAAACUGCCACGGACUUAUCUGUGCAGAGUUCUGACGAAAAUAUACCUGUGUCACAUUUACCUGAGAAAAUUGUUUCAUCUACCUCUUCUGAAAAUAGCAGUGUGCCCAUGCUUUUUAAUAAAAAUUCUGUCCCUGUGUCUGUUUGCAGCACUGCUAUGUCGGGAGCAAUUAAAGAACAUCCCUUUGUGAGCUCUGUUGAUAAAUCCUCUGUUCUCAUGUCUGUCGAUAGUACAAACACUACAAUUUCUGCUUGUAAUAUAAGCAUGUUAAAAACCAUCCAGGGAACUGACACUCCCUACAUAGCCAUUAUACCAAAAUGUAUUGAAAACACUCCCCUUCCUGCCACCACCGAGGGCGCCAGCAUAUCAAGCUCCGUGGAUGACAAGCAGUUGCUCACAUCAGGCAGCAGUGCUGGUAACUUAGUCUCCAGUCAGUACACCUCCGUGCCAACUCCCUCCUCUGGAAAUAACUUGCCAAACCAUCUCUCCACUAGCUCUGUCUUGAUUCCCCCAACGGGAAUUAACAGCAGAUUUUCUCCUGAGAAGAUAGCCAUGCCUGGGAGUGAAGAACAGGCCUCCAUGUCCAUGGGCACCACUGUGAGAGCAGCCCUCAGCUGCAGGGAUUCCGUAGCUGUCACAGACACUCUGGUCGCACGCCCACCCGUCGCAAUGUUUACCGGAAGCAUGCUAACAAUAAACUCUUACGAUAGUCCUCCCAAGUUAAGCGCUGAAAGCUUGGACAAAAAUUCAGGGCCUCGAAAUAGGGCAGACAAUUCUGGGAAACCUCAGCAACCUCCAGGGGGCUUUGCACCAGCAGCCAUAAACAGAUCGAUUCCAUGUAAAGUCAUCGUCGAUCACAGCGCCACACUGACCUCCACUUUGUCUGUGACUGUCUCCAUUGAAAGCACGGAAGCCAGCUUGGACAUCCAGAGCAGGUCGGUGAGGACAGAAGCCGCCAUACAACCCAUGGCAUGUCCUCAGGUAUCUGUUAUUAGCAGGCCUGAGUUGGUUGCAAACGAAAGCAUAGAUCACAGUUCUAGUUUCAUUGCAGCUUCUGUAGCAAAAAAAGACUGCAAAACGAUGCAGGCUUCCUGCACAAGUCUCCGAGAAGCACCCCUCGUUGUUUCGGAUAAAUUAAAUGAGGUGACUGCUCCUAGUAAUAGCUUUGCUGAGCAGACACGUGGCCCGACCGCUUUCAAAAGUGAAGCAGACACAGCCUGUAGCAAUCAGUAUCAUCCAGGCAACCGGAUUUGCUGGAAUGAUGAUGGCAUGAGGAGCACAGGACAGCCUCUAGUCAGUCAUUCGGGUUCAAGUAAACAGAAAGAAUAUCUAGAGCAGAGCUGUCCAAAGGCUAUCAAAACUGAGCAUGCCAGCUACUCGCACGUGUCAGAACUUCACCCCAGGAAUCUCAUAACAAAUGUCACUCUCCCCGUGAAGUCUGAACCUCAUGAAGUGGACAAGGGCUUUAGGAUGGAUACUGAGGACUUCCCCGGCCCUGAGCUGCCUCCCCCGGUUGCAGAGGCAGCCCCCAGUGUGCAACAGACACAGAACGUGAAGGCUCCUGCCUCUGGCCCUGUGGAAGAGGCUAUUUCCUUGGCUACAGACACCCUGAAAAGAGUUCCCAGUGCAGGGAGCUCAAGCUGUCGUCUGUCAUCUGUGGAGGCGAACAAUCCACUGGUGACACAGUUACUACAGGGCAACCUGCCUUUGGAAAAAGUGUUGCCACAGCCCAGAUUGGGAGCGAAGCUUGAAAUUAACAGGCUUCCUCUGCCUCUUCAAACUACCUCAGUGGGUAAAACAGCACCAGAGAGGAACAUUGUCGAAAUGCCGUCCAGCUCUCCAAAUUCAGACACGAAGGGCUACUUGGCAGGGCCUCUUGCACCACUCCAGAUAAGAAAGCGAGAAAACCACCCCAAAAAGAGAGUGGCCAGGACUGUGGGGGAACACGCUCAAGUUAAAUGCGAACCAGGGAAAUUGUUAGCGGAGCCAGAUGUUAAAGGGGUGCCUUGUGUCAUCAACUCUGGCCUGAAUCAGCUAGGACACGGCCAACCAUUUAAGCAAGAGUGGCUGAGCAAGCACACCAUGCAGAACAGAAUUGUUCACAGCCCUGAGGUCAAACAACAAAAGCGGCUGCUCCCCUCGUGUAGCUUCCAGCAGAACCUGUUUCAUGUUGACAAGAAUGGCGGCUUCCACCCUGACCCUGGUACCUCACACAGACAGCAGUUUUACCAAAUGCCUAUGGCUGCCAGGGGCCCCAUUCCAACGGCGGCUCUGUUACAGGCCUCUGCCAAGGCCCCCGUGGGCUGUAAUGCAUUUGCCUUCAAUAGGCAUCUUGAACAAAAGGGACUGGUGGAGGUGGGCCUUUCUUCAGCACCUCACCAGCUAAGGUUAGCCAACAUGUUAUCCCCCAAUAUGCCCAUUAAAGAAGGUGAUGACGUGGGAGGGGCUGCACAUGCAAUGCCAAACAAAGCACUCGUGCAUCCCCCGCCCCCACCACCUCCUCCCCCUCCACCCUUGGCUUUGCCCCCGCCUCCCCCACCACCACCUCCACUACCUCCACCUCUCCCUAAUGUAGAAGUCCCAGCCGAUCAAAAACAACCUCCAGUUACCAUGGAAACCACUAAGAGACUUAGUUGGCCACAGUCCACGGGCAUAUGUAGCAAUAUAAAAUCGGAACCUCUUUCUUUUGAGGAAGGUUUAGGCAGCAGCUGUGAACUGGGCAUGAAACAAGUUUCCUACGACCAGAAUGAGAUGAAAGAACAGUUAAAAGCCUUUGCGCUAAAAAAUGCAGAUUUCUCUUCCUAUUUGCUUUCUGAGCCACAAAAGCCUUUCACCCAAUUAGCUGCUCAGAAAAUGCAGGUGCAGCAACAGCAGCAGCUCUGUGGAAACUACCCAACAAUACACUUUGGGAGCGCGAGCUUCAAAAGGGCAGCCUCUGCGAUCGAAAAGUCCAUUGGGAUUUUGGGAAGUGGCUCUAACCCUGCCACGGGUCUACCCGGUCAGAACGCUCAGACGCCCGUUCAGAACUUUGCCGACAGUAGCAACGCGGAUGAACUGGAACUGAAAUGCUCUUGCCGGCUGAAAGCCAUGAUCGUGUGCAAAGGCUGUGGAGCCUUCUGCCAUGACGACUGCAUAGGUCCUUCAAAACUCUGUGUAGCUUGCCUGGUUGUGCGAUAAGAGCUAAAUGAAAGAUGCAGUAUCCCUUUUCAACAUGGAAAAGCCAAACGGCGUCAGCAGCAACAGGAUGAAUAACUCAGUGGUUUAUAUCGUGUUAAUUUAUUUUACUUUGGAACAGAUUUCUCUAUGGGAUUAUUUUCUUGCAUUUCUCGGAAAGGGGUGAUCCCAUACCAGCCGAGUGGCUCGGCAGCAUGUCUUUUAUAUAUUUAGUUGCCAUUCCCAGCUCUGGAAAAUUUCUGUUCAUAUGUAUACGUGUCACUGCCCCAUCGGGUUUUUAAAAUUUCAGGUGUAGCUAGGAAAAGGACAUUUUAAAUUAAUGCUAAGCAGAAAUACAGACAUAGAAAGAGAGUGGUGAAAGUGAUUUAAGGUGGGUAUGCAUUCUUCUCUAGAUUAACCAUUACAGCCAGGGUUUUCACGGUUCACUCUUCUGGAGCUACCUUUCCCAUGGCGAUUAAAUCAUAUUUGGAAAGGGGAAUCUGAUUUAAAUGUAUGAUUCCUUGUAUUUACUCAUAUCAGAAAAGAUACAUUAAAGGAGGUAUGCCAUUAAUGAACUCCACUGUCCUUAUUCUCUUUCCUCCCUUUUUACUCUUUUCAGAGACUGGCAGAAAAUCUGCAUCUGCCUUGGACGUUGUACACAUGUUGUAGUGAAAUGUGUCUUAGGCCUGAAAUUGCAAUGUGGGCCUCAUGCCCAGUAAUCUGGUUCGAGUCCUUUGACACCUGAGACUGUAAGAUCAGUUGGCCAACAGAGAGCCACAGGCCCAGAGGAUUUCAGAGCUUCACGUGUGGCUUUUAAGAGCAAGUAUUAAAAAAAAUUCUUUAACGUUAAAACAAGUAUAAUGCUGUAUAUGCAAACAUAAAUGAGUUGAUUAUGUAAAUAUUGGUCUUAUAUUCACUAAUACAAUUACUAGAUAUUAAAAUUUGGGGGGAAAUCAUUGUACCCCUUUAUCGGUGACACCAGUGCAUUCUGACUUUCAGUUUUACAGAGAUUGGCCACCUUUUUUUUAAAAAAAAAAAGUGCCAUUGAUGAUAAAAGGGACUACAGAGGGCUGAAUUUCUGACAUUUUUCUGGACAAUUUUUUUUUCUCAUGAUUCACAAUCCAUAUAAUUAUAUUUUACUCUGAUAUAGCCCUUCUUUUAAAAAAUUGUUCUAGGUAUUGCAUGUUUUGUUUUCUUUCCCCUCAGGUGAAUUUAGUACAUUCUUCUUAUUUGGGAGAGUGGAACUGCUUUUGAAAAAGGGAUACUGCAUCUUACAAAUAUCGUCAGUGUUUAUCUAGUAAAGUCUGAGUGUUGAGUAUUUGAGCUACAUUCCAUAUACUUUGGCCACCCUCAUGCCAGAGAACAGCUUUAGUUCAGGAGGCUCUGUUCCCUAAAGCAAGUUCAAAAGCACAUGCACAUUGUGGGAAGAUGAAAGACAACACAAGUCAAGCCCAUUUAACUUCAGAUUACAGAGCACAAAAUGCAGAGUGCCAUUAACCCAUCGAUUGAUUGAGGCUGUAGAAAAUAAAAGAAUGAAAAACAUGGCAGGAAGGCGGCGGAUAUGAUCUGUCCAGGGUAAGAAUUUAUACGUGGAUCAUCCUAAUCAAUAUAAACUUUUGACAUUCCCUUAAAAUACGUCUUAAAAAUUAACUGGAAUGAACAGAAUUUACAUUCCUGGGGAAAAAAAAAAAACACUUGUGAUUUUUAAAAAAAAAUAGUAAUUGACCAUGGUAUAUGUUUUUUCCCUCCAUAUUUAUUAUCGUGAUGUUGCCAAAUGGUAAGUGACAGAGACAUCAUUUUUAUUAACAAAUUGCUGAUAGAGAAAGAUAGUUUAUGAUAAAAGCAAAGAAGGGCCUGCCUUCGUGGCUGCAAUUUGGUGCUUCAGUAUUGUCACUUCUGUUUUUUUCACAUUAAAAUUAACAAAUGACUGAGAAAAUUAGCAGUGCACUUAGCCAGCCCUUCCCAAGGACUGCAGCAUAAGUUCCCGUGGAUCCUUAGUUCACUAUGUACCAGGUUGUAUUAGGUCAUCCUCAUCAGUGUUUUCUCAAUGAUCUGCUUGGCUCUGAUGUCAUCUUGGUUCAGAAGAUCAUGCUCUAGUCUCACAGAGGGGCACCCCUAAGAUAUAGACACUUGCAUGCCAACUCCUUCUCAAUUCAGUUGCUGCACCACCAGUGUCAGAUACUGUCUACACCAGCAGAUUCAGAACUACCACAUCAGUAACUGACAUGUUGUUGAAAGAAACUCCAGUCUAUGAAACCUUUGCUCUGUAUAUGAGCUACAAUUGAAGCCCAUUAUCAGUUCCAUCAUUGUGGAAUUAAUGCCUGCAAGUUGCUUACUGGGAAUAAAGAAAAGUGUCCUUCUGAAUGUUUUGAUUUUUCACAUAAUAGGUUGAGAGAAUCAAUUGUUGAUUGUUCAUGGAUUCUAUCACCCAGGUCCAAAGAGCAGAAUUUUUCUAUGCCUGUGCUCUUUUUUGCCCAGUUUAAAAGUUCACAUGUGGUUUUUAUUACUGAACAAUUAGCAUCUUUAGGCUAAAAAAUAAUGGAAAGAAAGAAGUUCAGAAGUAAAAAAUGAAUCAGAUAUUUUACAAGUGUCCAUUUAAAAUACACACAUACACACACACAAGUCAGUAUAUUUGGAUUUAGGUGAAUAGGUUCUUAGUUUCCUGAUUUCCACAGGUGUCUGCCUAUGUGCAAAUGGAAUAUGUUAUUUACUACAUGGUUAUUGUGGUGUAAUGUGCAAAUUUUAGUGUGUGCAUAUCCUGAUUAUUGGACAGUAUCCUAUCCCUAUCAGGAAUAGAACUUGCACAUGUGACGUAAUUUUUUUUUUUUUAAUCACAAAGGAUGUAUUUCCGUAAGUAGCACUUUUGGAGCAGGGGGAGGAGGAAAACCGCUAUUCUCUAAUCCCCCUCCUAUAUGAUAUGCAUAUGCCUGAGGUGUACAAAGACGGUUAGUUAAUGGGCAUGUUAAUAAGAACGUUCUGAUGCAAAUUCAUUUUCAAAAUGAAAAAACUGUCCUCCCCCCAAGUGAAAAUAGCAGAAAUAUUGGUGAACCGAGCAUCAUAGUUAUAAUAUUUUCCUGCUAAGGUCCAAUUCGAUAAAGAAAACUUGAAAACAAACCUAUGAGGUUGAGCCUCAUUGCUAUAAAGACUUUGUGGUGGUGUGUGUUUCUGGGAUGAGCUCUAGAAGGUUUAGUUGACUUCUAGACCUUGGAUAGUCUUACUCGUUCAAAAUAAACAUACAAAAACAAACAUGCCGAUGCGUAUGGUGCUUCAUAAUUCAGUCAAGGGUAAGAAUAUGUGAUGCUGCAGCCCAGUUUUCUUUACUAACACUCGCACAAUUUCAAAAGAGGAAGUUGCUGUGGCCUCGGUUUCCUAGUUCCUCUUUGGUCUGGUGAAGUCCCAGGUUACAGAAGCUGAAGCCAAGGUUAGGGUUGCGUCGUCUCUCAAGGCCAAGAACCACGCUAGCUGCCUGGUGGGAAUGAGCCCGCUGAACACGCAGAGUCAAGAGUCACUGUCCAUUUGUGUUUCCAGAGAACAAUGUGAAGAGUCCUAGCAAAGGAACUCAUCAGACUGUCAGGGGCCUAUGUAGCCAAAAUGUCACUGAACAUAAAAAUCUUGUAGUCUUCAGUCCUCAUGCUUUGUCACUGUAAAGCAAACGAAAGCAUUUUUACCAUAAUUUAAAGGAGCUGCUUUUUUAUAGCACAUACUAUUUCGCUUUGUACUAUAUUUGAUAGUUGCAGAAUAAUUUAGAUGGUAGAAAAACUUUGUUGUAUUUGUACUGUUCAUGAAUGUUUCAAAAAAAAGUGCUUUACUUUGUUGCCAUAAAUUUCUUGUACUGCUGUAUUUUUCCCCUAGCUUUAUGGAAACCUAAUCUGAUUCAUAUUUUCAGUACAGUUUCUUUUUGUAAUGUGUGUUUGUGUGUAUUUUUUUUUUUUUUUUUUGGUCAGUAUUCUGAAUGUUUACAUCUGUUUGACGUUAGCCAUUUAAUGCCUUUUUUUUUUAAAGGCGGUAUUACUCUUACAGUGUAACAGGAAAAUGUGAAAUGGACCCAAACAUAACAUGCAUGACAAACACAGAUUGGGGGCGAAGACCCUCAACGUACAGACAUUUUAUAUCAGCAUACAGAAAAGUAAAACCCUCCUUCGGUCCUUUACCAAAGAAUAUAUUAUUCCCACAGGAAAAACUCAGAAAAGGUGUGUAAAAUCCUCAGAAGGGGGAGCAGUUGAUUCAGUAAGACUGCUACAAUUUAAAACUGUUAUGCUUGCUUUGAUACCUGACUAAAUGUGACUGAGUGCAACAAGCAUUUAAACAAUUUUUAGACAGUGUUUUGUUUAGAAUUCAGGGAUCAUACAUUCUUUAAUGGUGCUGUUUAUUUUUAUUUCUUCUUUUCUACAAAGACAAAAAAGUGUUGCCUACAAAAGUGACUGCUCACAAUACCAUAAGUUAAAUGAAAUGUUUGUCUUUUCAUGUUUCUCUGUUUUUCCCUUUCUCAAAGUAACGAUUUGGGUUUGAAUAUUAAACUAUUCUGGAGAAAAUAAAGAAAUUAAACAU